AUGUCUUCCUCUACCAGCAAGGCGCUGGCGAUCAUGCCACACCAGACGAUGCGUCAUACCGACUGGGUAACAGGUGUUGUCCAUCUGCCCAGCAGACGACGGAUAAUCACAUGUUCGGGGGACGGCUCACUCCGGCUAUGGGACCUAGAGAGCGGCGCACAGAUAGGCGAGGAAUGGCGAAACGAGAGUGAGGCAGGAGUGUGGUCCAUGGCAUUGUCUCCACACGGCAAGACAGUCGCAUUUGGAAGCGGAAGCAGUGAUAAUAACGUGAGAUUAUGGGAUGUUGAGACGAGGAAGGUCAUCGCCAAAUGGACGGGACACACCGAUCUUGUGCGUGCAUUGUGCUGGAGUGCGGAUGGCAAGCGAGUAGCGAGCGGAUCCUGGGAUGGGACAGCAAGGGUAUGGGAUGCCAACAGCGGUGAAACUGUCCUGACAAUCAAAACCGGGCACAAUGAGGUGUGGGCGGUGAUAUACUCGCCCGAUGACGAAACCAUUGCGACGUCCGGAGACGACGAGAAUGCAGUCAAAAUCUGGGAUAGCAAGACGGGCAAGCUCAUCACCACACUUGAACACGAUUAUGCAGUUUACAACUUGGCCUGGACGUCGGACGGAAAGAAGCUUAUCUCCGGGUCAUAUCGCCUGAUUAGGAUAUUCGACACAACCACUUGGCAGCAGAUUGCCAUUCUUGAGGGUCACACAAAUCUUGUCAACGACUUGUCCUUGUCUGGGAACAACCGCCUCCUUGCAAGUGUAUCAUGGCAAGCAGCGCGUCUAUGGAAUCUUGACACGAAUCUCCCGAUCGGACCACCCCUCCAGCAUGAAGAUCAUUUAGAGUCCGCAGCCCUUUCCGCUGAUGGAAAAACGCUAUUCACUGGUUGCCAGAACGGAAAUGUGUACACAUGGGACAUUCACGCCAUCCUCAAAGAAGCAGCUGGCCUUGAAGACCUACUAUCCGCUGGUAGCAAUAUUGCAUCCCAAGGCAAUUCAGGAAUAGAGUGUACCCCCCGCUCUUCGCUAAGUGACAAGUCAUUUUUGGAAGCUGAUGCUACGCGAUGUCACGACGAGUUCGGGGGUCAUGUUGAUGAACUCCCACCUAAUUUUUUUGACAUCAUGGAAGCCGAGGUCCAUUCCUCCGAAACAGGUGCCCACCCUCAUUCCUCUGCGAGUGCACUCCUCUCUCGCCUUUCCUCGCUCCUUCACCGCUUUCAACACGACAAUGCUGAAGCGACCGAACUUUCCCAAACCCCAACGCCUUCCAGGUUCCAUCCACGUGUGCUCCUCGCUCGCCUUUCAUCACUCGUUCACCGUUCACCACCCGAAGAUGAUGCAGCAAAUGAUCUUCAGCAACCCUUCACGCCUUCGCGUUUAGAUCCAUAUGUGCUCCUCGCUCGACUGUCCUCGCUUUUACCCCGUUUUCGACUCAACACCGAUGAAGAAACCGAACCUCAUCCCACAACACUUUCGGGUUCACGUCCAGAUGCACUUAUCAGUCAUUUGUCCUCGCUCUUCCGCUCUCAACCCCACACCAACGAAGAAAUAGAACUCUCGCAACGCCCAUCCCGUCCUCAUGUUGUCGAAGUGGCUCCAAUGCGGGACAGGGAGGUAUUGUUUGUUGCUCCGCGGUCGCUACCAGACCGUCCACACACUCAGCCUAAUGGUACUGUCACACCAGGUGUAAGACCUGCGUAUCCACUUGCCCUCCGAUUAUUGGCCCAUCUCGUGCUUUUUCUCUGCUGUGCGUCUCCUCAACACGCCAAUGGAAAUGUACAACCAACACAGCAGCAGCAAGAUCAAUCACAAGCUCCGGUCGAAACCCAGGUGUCGUCACUGCAGACUCAGCCCAUCGCCCCCUCGACGUCCACGAUACCUACUGCUCCAGGUGCGGCAAGCGCGUAGCCACGACCCCUUCCAUUGCAGACCUUUUUCGUUCUUUGUCUCUGCUGUACAUCUUCCCCACACGCAGAUGGGCACUCACACUACAGCACACGGACACCUAUCUCGUCCGUCUAGUUUUUUUAUAAUCAAAAUUGUCUCGAAUUUGUCAAAAACGUCGGGUUGCCUUUGAAAAUGCUUCGACCGACUGAGCAAGCACUAUCAUGGAACGCUCCAAGUCGUCUCUCACCUGCCCCCAGUGAUCGACAUCACGACAUUCAUCACUGACGGGCGCUGCCCGCCUUGGAAAGAGUAGAACACUAUUUAGCUGAGCCAAGGGCGAAUGAUGUGGUUCCGCAACAUAUACCGCCCUGAUCGAGAGAACUUGCCCAUCAUCCAGUCGGAUGCUUUGGACUGAUGUCUGGAAUUUGUGAUGAUCAUUAUCUUGAAGUUCAAGGGGUGGGCAAGCACACAGAUCGGUCGAAU
Messenger RNA from Suillus clintonianus, 2358 nucleotides. Its product is annotated as WD40-repeat-containing domain protein. The coding region runs from base 1 to 1896 and encodes 631 amino acids. The transcript is spliced from 5 exons. Lineage: Eukaryota; Fungi; Basidiomycota; Agaricomycetes; Boletales; Suillaceae. Gene Ontology annotation, molecular function: protein binding. The record is from RefSeq and is a predicted model, not a curated record.